AUGCCGGCAUCUGUUCACCCCCAAUUGGAUGGGCUCGUAACAGACACUGGGGCCCUGGAGAGGAUGGUGCCAGAAGCGGAGCAAACACAGGACGUCCAAGUGCCGGUGUGUUUCAGGAGGAUUUCCCGAGAGGAGGCCAAAACCUUUCCUCACACCAAGCAAGUUGGGGCUUACCUGGUGGGGAGGAUGAUCAACAAGGGCUCCUUUGCCAAGGUCAUGGAGGGACUUCACCUCCCCACCGGUGAAAAGGUGGCUAUUAAGGUCAUCUACAAGAGAAAAGCCCAAGAAGAUGCCUACAUUUUACAAAACAUGAGGCGGGAGCCCUGGAUCCAGCAGAUGAUUAAGCACCCAAAUAUCGUUCAGCUGUACGAGACACUGGAGACAGAGAACUCCUACUACAUGGUGAUGGAGCUGUGCCUUGGGGGUGAUCUCAUGGACCGAAUCUACCACAAACAGAAACUGGACGAGGAGGAAGUCAGGAAAUUCACCAGGCAGAUCGUGUCUGCAGUCGAGCACUUGCAUCGGCAUGGAAUCGUGCACAGGGACUUGAAAAUAGAAAAUUUUCUUCUAGAUGAAAACAGCAAUAUCAAAAUUGUUGACUUUGGAUUGAGUAACGUUUUGAAGUUGGAGGGUCUUUCUCAGGAACUGUUAAACACACAGUGCGGAAGUCCUGCCUAUGCUGCGCCCGAGUUGUUGGUUCAUAAGAAAUACGGUCCCAAGGUGGAUGUCUGGUCCAUAGGUGUGAGUGUGUUCGCGAUGCUCACUGGCACCUUGCCCUUCACGGUGGACCCAUUCAACAUCAAGCAACUUCACCAGAAGAUGAUUAAUGGUGAAGUCAAUUCUGUGCCACCAGGCAUCUCUUCAGGCGCUGUGCAUUUUAUGCAUUCUUUACUGGAGCCCGAUCCAGGAAAACGGCCCACUAUUAAAGAAGCAAUGAAAGACAAAUGGCUGAAUGAAGGAUUUAACAGGAAACCACUGAGUUCUAUUACAUAUAAAAACAGAUUCCAUCCUGAAGAUCUGAACCCUGUGGUUUUGAAUUAUAUGGCAGAUACCAUGGAACUUGGCCGUACUGAAAUUAUCAGUGUCCUGAUAAGCAAUAGACCAUCUUCGAUUAUGGCUUCCUAUAGCCUGCUGCUGAAGAAGUUGGCAAAACAUCACAAGGAACAAAAAUCCAUGAAGAUAGAAAAAAGCCACAGGAGCUGCCUGAAGGAAAUAACACAUUCAACAUAUAAGGAGGUCAAACAUGUAGAAGUGCUCUGCAUACAGAAGGUUCUCAAUGAAUAUUACUGGGGAAAAAUUGAAUUUUAUGGCUACAGUGUCAAGAAAACAGGGUUCCUGCCAAAAAAGCUUCCUGCCCAGGUGUUUAACCAAUUAGCUCUUAAGAGGUCUGGCACAGCGUGUAAAAUCCUGGGAGACUCUCUGAUGGCCCUGCCUAAAAACACUUAUGACAACUCAAAUUCCCAAACGAUCUGGUGGUUUUAG
Molecule: messenger RNA, 1482 nt
Organism: Tachyglossus aculeatus (Australian echidna)
Lineage: Eukaryota; Metazoa; Chordata; Mammalia; Monotremata; Tachyglossidae
Gene: HUNK
Product: hormonally up-regulated Neu-associated kinase
Exons: 10
Coding region: 1-1482 (493 amino acids)
Biological process (GO): protein phosphorylation; intracellular signal transduction
Cellular component (GO): cytoplasm
Molecular function (GO): ATP binding; protein serine/threonine kinase activity
Source: RefSeq, a predicted model, not a curated record